UUGAGCUUCAAUAUUAAUCUUUCGAAAUAAGACAAUAGCUGCUCCCUUGUGUGUCACAUGACUGUCAUGUGACCGAAUUUUCUGUCAAAUAGCUACUGGUAAUAAUAUCGGUAUGGAGGAUAGUGGAAAGGAAAACGAUAAACUUUCGUGGAUAAAACAACAACUGGAAAUCAGAGAAGUAUCAACAGAUGAACUUUACAGGAUAUUUACACUUGAAUCUGAGAGUUACCCUGACGAUGAAGCGGCUAGCUAUGACAUGCUGGUGUACAGACAUUCGGAGGCCCCAGAUCUUACCAUUGCAGCAUACCAGCAUACAGACAUCAUCGGGUUUAUAUGCGCAACUCGUUACCACGGGAAGAAGCUGAAUGAAGAGGCAAUGCACAUGCAUAUUCCAAAUGGAGAAAGCGUCUGCAUUCAUUCCGUGGUGGUUCGAAAAGACCAAAGGAGACAGGGUAUCGCUCUAUGCUUGCUGGACGAGUUUGUUUCUCGGGUCUUCCGGGAUCAGAGGGACGUCUCCCGCAUUCUGCUGAUCUGUAAAUCAAACCUCAUUCCCCUCUACACCCGAGCAGGCUUCACACUUAACGGGAAGUCAGCAGUCAUUCAUGGUAAAGAUCCUUGGUACGAAAUGCAGAUAGAAAUUCAAAGAUGAUGCUGACACACCGCCUAUUAUUUAGUUAUUUUUAAAUACCGUACUAAAAAGUGUUCUUUAUUGGUACUGCAACAGUUAUAUUGUAAGUAAAGUCCGUUAAUGUGUGAUGUUUUACAAAUGCAAAAACAUUUAUAAUCGAUGAAUAGUAAUGCAGUUUGACAUGUAUUUGUCUUUCCAUGCUUCCUGCGAAAGGUUGAACUUUUUCGUAACAAAAUAAAAGCAGCACAAGAUGAUGCCACGUCGUACAACAACUCCACGCUACGCUUACUUCCCUUUGUGGUACAGUAAUCGCAAACUCGGCGCAUUGUUACUUCCCAUACAGCAUUCGGAGCUCCUCGGCCAUUAUUUUCAAAAACAACCUCGGAUGUAUGCCGGUACAUCUGUUGAAGUAGUCCGUAUUUUUUUUUAAUAAAAGCAUUAAUUAAAUGUAGUGUUUAAGAGUUGUAUUCAUUGCUCUCAGUUUAAAUUAAUUGCCAGUGAAGUGUAUUAUUGCAAACAUAAUUACGAUUCCCACGAGUUAAGUCAUAAAUUUUAACUACUAAAUAAGAUUACUACGCGAUCUAUUUUCAGCGGACUUAAACGUACCACUUUUAAAGUAUGUAAACCGUCCAUAUACAUCCGAGGUUGUUUUUGAAAAAAUGGAUCAUCAUGGAUAUUUAUCAUGUGAUAAAUAGAUACAGAUUGUAAGUUAUCUUUGAUUUUGAGAGACUUGUUUUCGUAGUUCAACCUCCAUUCACCUUAAAAUGUUAUAACAAUUAUGGUUGAAAACCAGCCAUCGUUAGUACAUGUUUGCAGAGAAUUACUCUACUGGUCAAGGGAGGUCACUGCGUAGGCGAUUGGUUGCAUAGGGAAUAAAACGGUGACGCAGAAAAAUAUCCGUUAUAUUUUUGUUGCAGUUUUUUAAACCAAUCGAUUGACAUAUAAAUAAGAAUUGUUUAUACAUGUUUUCAUCAUUAGUAAUACUUUAGUAAAGAUUUAUUUCAUCUAUAGCCUAAUUGGGUGCAAUUCAUAUGCAAUAUCGUAUUUCGUUGUUUUAGUACAUAUCAAGGUAUACAUUUGUAUGUUAACCUUUAUGUGUUAACUUUUGUUUUGCAUUGUUAUUUUACACAUUAUAUGUUAUCAUUCAUUUUAUGUUACAUGCAUAUUGUAAAACUCAGUUAUA
This is a messenger RNA of Mya arenaria, 1811 nucleotides long. RefSeq lists its product as uncharacterized. NCBI's taxonomy places the organism in Eukaryota, Metazoa, Mollusca, Bivalvia, Myida, Myidae. Gene Ontology annotation, molecular function: acyltransferase activity, transferring groups other than amino-acyl groups. The transcript is spliced from 7 exons. The coding region runs from base 113 to 649 and encodes 178 amino acids. The record is from RefSeq and is a predicted model, not a curated record.